AUGGAGCGGCGAGGAGCAGCGGCGGCGCCGUCGCUGGAGCUGCCGGGGUUCCGCUUCCACCCCACGGAGGAGGAGCUGCUGGAGUUCUACCUCAAGCACCACGUCACCCGAAACAACAAGCAGCAGCAGCUCAGGGCGCCGUUCGACAUCAUCCCCACGGUGCACCUGUACCGGCACGACCCCUGGGACCUCCCGGGCCUGGCCGCCAUCGCCAGCGAGCGCGAGUGGUACUUCUUCGUGCCCCGCGACGGCGCCCGGAAGCACGCGUCCGGCGUUGCCGGGGGCGGGCGCCCGAGCCGCACCACGGAGCGCGGGUUCUGGAAGGCCACGGGGUCCGACCGCGCCGUGCGCUGCGCCGCCGAUCCCAAGCGCCUCGUCGGGCUCAAGAAGACGCUCGUCUACUACCAGGGCCGCGCGCCCCGGGGCACCAAGACAGACUGGGUCAUGAACGAGUACCGCCUGCCCGACCUCGCCGGAGCCGGCGCCGGCGAGCAGCAGGACGUGGUGCUCUGCAAGGUGUACCGCAAGGCCGUGUCGCUCAAGGAGCUGGAGCAGCGGGUCGCCAUGGAGGAGCUCGCGCGCACGCGCUCCUCCCCGCCCACCACCACGGCCUCCCACUGCAGCGCCGGCUCGCCCGACGUCUCCUCCGCGUCGGAGACGGCCAAGGGCGGCGCUGGGCUGGAGUGGAUGCAGGACCCGUUCCUGACGCAGCUGAGGAGCCCCUGGAUGGAGGGCCUCUGCUUGUCUCCCUACUACGCCAGCGUCCUCAACUUCUAG
This is a messenger RNA of Triticum turgidum subsp. durum (durum wheat), 777 nucleotides long. NCBI's taxonomy places the organism in Eukaryota, Viridiplantae, Streptophyta, Magnoliopsida, Poales, Poaceae. The record is from the annotation of a GenBank genome assembly.